UGCUAACCUAGCGGCACUGGUGGGCUGCGCGGGAUCACCGAGGAGGAUUGGCCUUUUGAUUGCUCUUCCUAUGUGGUCAUUUUUUCUCAGCCAGUCUUUGCACAUCUUUCCUGGCACCCAAGCAUCCUUCUUUGACUCAUGGGACAUUGGCAGCAACUGGCCUUUCUCAAAACAUCAGGCGCUUUCACUUUUUCCAAUGGCCAGUGACUCAUUUGUCAUGGCCGUACAUCCGUCUCCAUGUCUCUUUUCAGGCUGUGCUUUCACAUUCUUCCCAGAGAAGUGGAGAUAAGUCUAACACGUGACAAUGAUUGUGAUGUUUGUGUCUUGACCAACGAUGCAAAGAAGCACCUGACUGGAAUGACUGACUGGAUUACAGGAUACAGUGGAUUAUUCCAGAUGACCUUGGGCCAAGGAAAGUGGGAAAGGAAGCUCUAUAGUACUUCUCAGAGGCACACAACUGGUCAAUUCCAACUGACUAAAGUUCAAGGUGGAUUGAUGCAAACCAACAGUGCAAUUACACAGCAAAGCAGAAUACUUCACAACACGAAUAAGCUUUUUGCUACACAAGAUUCCCUGCAGCCAUAUGAGGAAAGAGUGAGUUUCUUUACAAAAAUGAUAGGAGCACUGGGAUUCACAGGACCACUGAAGUACAAUAAAUGGAAAAUUAAACUAGCAGCUCUGCGCAUGUACACAAGCUGUGUGGAGAGGACUGACUAUGAGGAAUUCUUUGAAAGGUUCAAUAUGCCUGAUACACUGAACUCGUGGUUUCUAGUAGCCCAACUUCAUGUCUGGAUGUGUCUGGUACGUAUGAAACAGGAGGGUCGAACUGGGACUUUUAUGUGUCACCAUAUAGUUCAUUUUAUGUGGGACGACGUUAAACAGCGUGGGAAAAUGUUGGGGAUUGAUCCUUCUACCCUCAGGCGGAGUAUGAGAAGCAUGACAGAAAAUUUCUAUGCAGCUAUAUAUGGAUAUGAUGAGGGAAUCUUAUCUGAUGACCAUGUACUGGCAGCAGCCCUUUGGAGAAACCUUUUUAACAAGAAUUGUGAAGAUCCUAGACAACUGGAAUUGCUGGUGGAAUAUGUGCGCAAGCAGAUGCAGUAUUUGGAUGCUAUGAAUGGAGAUGACUUACUACUGAGUGGUGAAGUGACAUGGCGCCCUCUUGUGGAGUAUAAUGCCCAAAGCAUCCUGAGGCUAACUUCCCCAGUUUACAAUGAUGAAGGACUCUGAUAUCUUCAUCAUCAGUGAACUUUUUCCUACUGACAACGUUAAAUCAGUUUGUGAAAAAUAUCUUAGAGUAAGAAUCUAUCGUGCUGUGGAUGCCCAAGAAAAAAAGGAAAUACCUGCUGUUGAAAUAAAAUAUAUUGAACUAGA
Molecule: messenger RNA, 1371 nt
Organism: Alligator mississippiensis (American alligator)
Lineage: Eukaryota; Metazoa; Chordata; Crocodylia; Alligatoridae
Product: ubiquinol-cytochrome-c reductase complex assembly factor 1
Exons: 10
Coding region: 238-1227 (329 amino acids)
Biological process (GO): mitochondrial respiratory chain complex III assembly
Cellular component (GO): mitochondrion
Source: RefSeq, a predicted model, not a curated record